GUUCGCUGCAGGCAUUGGACGCGAGUGGAAAAGUCACAGGAAAAUAUUUACCGUUAGCCUGCCGCCGCCAUCGUAUUGCGUGUACAAAAGGGGCGUGUGCGUGCGCCAGUGUGUGUGUGUGUGUGUGUGUGUGUGCGUGUGAGCUGGUGAGCGUGUAGUUGUGGGCCAGGGGAAUUGAGAAAGUACUAGUAUACAAGUAGUAGCCCAGUUGGGCGCUCAAGCAGUACGUGCAAAAUACUAAGCGAUGAAGAAGUGCCUUUAUAAUUUACCGAUUAUCCUGACAUUACUUUGCCCAAACCUAGUCCGAAAGUAGUAUUCCAAAGCCAGGUAUAUAUAUGUAUAUAUAAACCUAAAGAAGCUGCAAGUGUUUGCCUAACAAAAACAAACAGUUGCAUAAAUAGGCAGUUGCCCAAGAGCCCAAUAUCAUAUAAACAAAGGAAAUAAGUCCUGAAAGGCGACGAAUUUAAAGUAGAAAUAUAGAAGCCAGAAUUUUCGCCUGCAAGGUACAUGAAGUGCGCCAAAAAUUCUGCAGUGCAAAGUUCACCUUCACCCAGUGUGUAUGACAUGCAGGCGUAUGGAAAAUCGAUACCAGAAGCACCAGCAGUUGCAACGCUCUACGACCGCUCCCACUUAGCCACACCGCACUGCAUCAUCGGGCAGCAGGUCCUUUGAGCUCCAGCGCACAUCGUACUUCCAGUGGUUUCGGCGGUGCAGGAACUCCGACGACAUGGUGGAUGCCAAGCCGCAGCCACCCACUCCGGGCGCAAUGCCUGGCACAGGAACACCGCCGGCCGGAUUCGCCGGCGAGCGAUCGAAGAUCAAGCUGUUCAUGGAACGGACGCCCAGCAUCGGUGCCCUCAAGUCCAAGUUCCUCACCGUGCUGGGCAACAGCAACGAGCUGCUCAACGGAAUAUCGAACAAGCUGACCCUGAGCAGCAGUUCCAGCGAUUCUGAUUACUGCGAUGACGACGAAGAUAUACCCAAGUUUGAUGAGAGCAUCGAUUACACCAAGAUCGACUUCGAAGGGCGGCGAGUGAAGGCGCGUCGAGCUCACGAGGAGAUCAUCUCAGGACGAUAUCGCCAGCCCAAUUUGGCGCCACGGCCACGUUUGGAGCCAUCACGUGGGCGGCACGCGGCCAGCAAACUGGGUGGUCCACUUCGCUCCAGCUCCGGCUCCUCGAGCAGCUCCAGCAGCAGCGACGACAGCAGCUCCAUAUCCCUGCCCGAGCACAUGGCCAAUCGAUCCCACGACGUGAGCAGCACCACUCGCUCGGAUUCCAUAGAGUCGCGUCACUCCGGCGGUUAUGAGAGGGCCAGAGCCAUUGCAGGAGCCCGUCGCAGCGAGAUGGACAUGCAGAGGGAUGUGCAGAGGAUUGGCGAGGUGGGCGACACCCUGCCGCCGCACAUAGAUGUGCAGCCGCCGACGGAGGCAGGAGUGGCAGGAGCGGCAGGAGCGGCAGCCGCAGGACGGCAGCAGUGGGGGGCGGGCGGUAGCAACUCGAUGCGCUUGCCGUCGCGCAGUCGCGCCUCCAACAGCAGCACUCUGACCAGCCUGCGCGAUGAGCCGGAUCAGCUGUUGGCUAGCCCCAGCAUGGAGUCCACCGACUGGCGGCACUUCAUCCGCUCGGAGUCGCAGAACUCCGUGCCCUCGUGGGCUUCCUCCAUCAGCCUGGAUUGCCGAGCGGGCGAGGAGCCGGUCAAGGAGUUUAUGAAGCACUUUACCGCUCUGCUGUUUGGCGGAUCACCGGGAGCCGUUGAUCUCGAACUGAAGUCGGAGUUUGGCGUGCUGCUGCGUCUGGAGAUCGGUCGACUGUGGUUCACCCGCUUCCUUACCGAGCAGCGCCACAAGUCCAAGCGGCUGGACUCGCUGACGUUCGGCGGUCUGGCCCAGUACUUCGCCUUGGCCCUGUUCGAGUGCAGCGAGUGCGAGGAUUAUGGCCCGGCUGCGGUACUGAUGAACCUGUGUUUCCUCUUCUACCAUGAGGUCGAGGUGCCCGGCUGCGAUCCCUAUCGCGAGUACCUCUUCUCCUCGCUGCGCCAACAGCCCAUCUGGCAGCAGGCGCGCUACUGGAACGCCAUCUUCCACGACGCCAUGCAGGCGGAACGGGAGCACCGUGGUCAGAGUCAGAUGCGGCGCCAAAUGCGCCGCCAGCAGAAGCAGCAGCAGCGGCAGGCAGCUGGCGCAGCAGGAUCAGGAACGGGAACAGGAACGGGAACUGCAGAUGCGCCUGCUGCCAAGUCGCAGCGCAAACAGGGCGGCGACUCCUCCUCCAGCUCCUCGCAUCAGGCGGCACCAUCGGCCACUCCGGCGGCUCCAGUCUCCACUGGCUCCGUGCCAGCCAACCGGAGGCCCAGCAAGACCAGUCUCACCCAGGCGCAUUCGGUCAGGGACCAGGAGGACAUUGCAUUUCGGCAGCUUGGGGCAUUGACGUGCAAUAUGCACUCAUUGGGAACCUCCCAGGAAUUGUGCCUUGACUUCCUGAAAAAGAACGUGGUGGCCCACAACCUAUCCAAGGAUAAAGCCAAACUUAUCAGAGACAAUAUAUAUCGAAUGUACCAUGAGACGCAACUUUGGGGAGCUCGACACGCCUGAGUAACAAUAGUAAAAGUACCUAACAAAAUCGAGUUUCAAUCUUCGUCUCAACCAAUGCUAAACUUUUGUCUUAAGUCAGCCGACACCUCCAAACUAAUCCUAACUAAAGUAGCAGAUCAAUGAAGUUUUAUCUGAAAUCUGGUGUUUUUACUCGCGUUGUUGUAACCGUAAAGAUAUUAAUGCGAUAGUCAUUCUUGUAACUGGGUUUGUAAGCUCCACUUGCAAUUGCUUGUAUUUUUUACACCUAUGAAAACAAAUAUUAUGAAUUGUGGUCAAUAAAUUGGGAUUAUAGAGGAUAGA
Molecule: messenger RNA, 2893 nt
Organism: Drosophila santomea
Lineage: Eukaryota; Metazoa; Arthropoda; Insecta; Diptera; Drosophilidae
Exons: 7
Coding region: 728-2593 (621 amino acids)
Source: RefSeq, a predicted model, not a curated record